Messenger RNA from Procambarus clarkii (red swamp crayfish), 449 nucleotides. RefSeq names its product ribosomal protein S21 (gene RpS21). Gene Ontology annotation, molecular function: structural constituent of ribosome. Gene Ontology annotation, biological process: endonucleolytic cleavage in ITS1 to separate SSU-rRNA from 5.8S rRNA and LSU-rRNA from tricistronic rRNA transcript (SSU-rRNA, 5.8S rRNA, LSU-rRNA); endonucleolytic cleavage to generate mature 3'-end of SSU-rRNA from (SSU-rRNA, 5.8S rRNA, LSU-rRNA); translation. Lineage: Eukaryota; Metazoa; Arthropoda; Malacostraca; Decapoda; Cambaridae. The record is from RefSeq and is a predicted model, not a curated record. Gene Ontology annotation, cellular component: ribosome; cytosolic small ribosomal subunit.
UGUUUGGUGUGUGGGAUGGAGGAGGCGGGGAGCCGCUCGUCACUUGUUCCUUCCCUGGUGGACCGUCAGCUCGCGGGUGAGUGGUACACGUGGUCCCCACUAAACUCUCUCUUCUCUCUCACUGUGAGUGUUUGUGAGCAGCUGAGGCAGAUAAAGUAUCCUAAAUCCAUCACCAUGCAAAACGACGCUGGAGAAUACGUGGAUCUGUACGUGCCACGCAAAUGUUCAGCAUCUAACCGCAUCAUCUAUGCCAAGGACCAUGCCUCCAUCCAAAUAAACUUAGCUGAGGUUGAUGAAUCUACUGGCCGUAUGACUGGACAGUACAAGACUUAUGCCAUUUGUGGAGAUAUCAGAAAAAUGGGCGAGUCUGAUGAUUGCCUUGCGCGUCUGGCGAAGAAGGAUGGUAUUCUUCCAAAGAACUAUUGAUGAAAAUAAAUAGAAAUACAUAA